AUGAUGCUGACCACCGUUCUUGCUGCUGCCUUGUUCCUCUUCUCCACAGCUGACAAGACGUGUUUCGACGUCUUGGGGACCCAGUAUGUCAACAGCCUCAUUCAAAAGCUGCAGAAACAUCCGCCUUCCAAAUGCAACUGCAGUACCAAUGUAACUGAUUGUUUGUGUCUUCCUGUCCCUUCUGACAACUGUACCAUGCCAUGCUUCCAAGAUGGACUGUCCCGGCUGACCAAUGUGACAACGGAGAGAAACCUCAACUUGAAUUUCAAUUGGGUGAAAAAAAGGGUUGAAGUCCUACAUAGGAAAAACUGCCAAACCUUUUCCUGUAAACAGCCAUGCACCCAAACCACAGAAGAUAACACCCUCGCAUUUCUAAAGCGUCUCCUGGAAACUUUCCAGAAAGAAAACAUUAGAAGCAGAGUAUGA
This is a messenger RNA of Chrysochloris asiatica (Cape golden mole), 426 nucleotides long. It is a transcript of the gene IL9, whose product is annotated as interleukin 9. The transcript is spliced from 5 exons. NCBI's taxonomy places the organism in Eukaryota, Metazoa, Chordata, Mammalia, Afrosoricida, Chrysochloridae. The record is from RefSeq and is a predicted model, not a curated record. The coding region runs from base 1 to 426 and encodes 141 amino acids.